CUGUCGCCGCAUCCUGUCAUCGGUACCAUUGACGUCUCUCCCGGAAGAGACAACUUCAGGAUGGCGAGCAGUCAUCAGCCGUCUCGGUUUACGGACCGGUGGGCAUUUCUUGCUCUGACAUGGGAAAUCCUGGGCAAUUCAUACGCCAUGAAAGGAUUACUUACGAAGGAAGAUCUAGACCUGAUGGAAGCGUGCCGGAUCGACUUCAACUGGUGCAGGCCCCUCACGUGGAAAGGCUCUCGAUCAACCUCUGCGUCGAUCAUUGAAGCAAGUUACUCACGGUCUACGCUGAAGAUCUGGAACUCUUUAGCCGCGGGCGAGAAGUACGAUCAAGAACAGCUGAAAAUCGCCAUCAAGGAAUGGCGAGCCAGCGCAGUCAUAACCGUGCCCGAGUUACCUGAGGCGCGAGCUCUGCUAGAGAAUAACGGAUCAUCUCCCCAAGAUGUGAGCAAGGGGAAACGACCUGCUGGAUCUGAAAAUGCCAACGAGAGGUCGGAGAAGCGUGCCAGAAUUGGUGUUCAGGAGAACGCAUCGGAGGACGGAACACACAAACAACCCAGCGUACAAAUCAAGGGUAUUCGCACGUUGAUCACGCCCCAAAUCAUGGCGUCGAUUGAGCCUUCUGCAGUCUCGAUAGCCGAAGAUCGGACGAAGAACCUGGGGUUUGUGUCGAUCCAGACAGUGGCAUCUAUCGAACCGUCCGAGUACCCUGAGCCCGAAGUUCGGCCAACGGGCCAGAGCAUGGCGCCAGAGUCCCAGUCAUCAGACGAGCCGGCAGCAAUUGAGAGGAAUCUCGACACGUCAGAACAAAAUGCGCAAAUCCCAGCGCAAAAUGCUGAAGCAGAUCUCAAAGGGGGUCUCGAAGGGAUUUGGAAGCAGAAGUCGAUGCGGGCCGACACGAAGAAGAUGAAGAAAAUUGUCAAGAAGUUGGCGAAGCUCGAGAAGACGGUCGGCAAGCUCAAGGGCUGA
This is a messenger RNA of Colletotrichum karsti, 969 nucleotides long. RefSeq lists its product as uncharacterized. The transcript has 4 exons. NCBI's taxonomy places the organism in Eukaryota, Fungi, Ascomycota, Sordariomycetes, Glomerellales, Glomerellaceae. The record is from RefSeq and is a predicted model, not a curated record.